Hypomesus transpacificus is the source of this 2142-nucleotide messenger RNA. RefSeq names its product mucin-5AC-like. The record is from RefSeq and is a predicted model, not a curated record. NCBI's taxonomy places the organism in Eukaryota, Metazoa, Chordata, Actinopteri, Osmeriformes, Osmeridae. The annotation marks the transcript as partial. The transcript has 5 exons.
ACCACAGCUGCUCCCACUACAAUCACAGCUGCCCCUACAACUACCACAUCUGCUCCCACUACAACCACAGCUGCCCCUACAACCACAACAGCUUCUCCCACUACAACCACAGCUGCUCCCACUACAACCUCAGCUGCCCCCACAACUACAACAGAGGCUCCUACAACAACCACAGCUGCAUCUACAACUACCACAGCUGCUCCCACUAAAACCACAUCUGCCCCUACAACCACAACAGCUUCUCCCACUACAACCACAGAUGCUCCCACUUCAACCACAGCUGCUCCCACUACAACCACAGCUGCCCCUAUAACUACAACAGCUGCUCCCAUUACAACUACAGCUCCCUCUACAACUACCACAGCUGCUCCCACUACAACUACAACAGGUGCUCCCACUACAACCAUAUAUGCUCCCACUACAACCAAUGCUGCUCCCACUACAACCACAGCUGCCCCUACAACUACCACAGCUGCUCCCACUACAACCACAGCUGCCCUUACAACCACCACAGAGGCUCCAACAGCUCCAACAUCUUCUCCAACUACAACCACAGCUGUACCUACAACUAAAACAGCUGCUCCUACUACAACCACAGUAACAGCUGCUCCCACUACAACCACAUCUGCACCUACAACUACCACAGUCGCUCCAACAACAUCCACAACUGCACCUACAAGUAAAUCAAGUGCUCCCACUACAGCCACACCUGCCCCUACAACCACCACAGAAGCUCCAGCAACAACCACAGCUGCACCAACAACUACAACAGCUGAUCCCACUACAACCACAGCUUCUCCCAUAAUAACUACAGUGUCUUCAACAACAAUCACAGCUGUUCAAACUACAAAUUCUCCUACCAUUUCAACCACCACAGAACUGCCAUCUUCUACCACAAUUGCUUCUUCGACAAGCAUCACAAGUUUGACAUCAUCCGCCAUUCAAACCACUUCUGACAGCAUUAUGGCUCAAAUAACCACAGCGGCUACCAAAACUACUACUGCACCUACAACUACAACUGUCCCUGCAACUACCACAGAGGCUCCAACCACAACCACAGCUUCUCCCAGUACAACCACAGCUGCUCCCACUACAACCUCAGCUAACCCAACAACUACAACAGAGGCUCCAACAACAACAGCCGUUCCUACAACAUCAGCUGCACCUAUAACCGCAACAGAGGCUCCAACAACCAUGGCUGCUCCCACUACAUCCACAUCUGCUCCUACAACUACCAAAGAGUCUCCAACUACAACAACGGUUAAUCCCACUACAACCACAGCUGCACCUACAACUACAUCAGAGGCUCCAACAACAACAACAGCCAUUCGUACUACAAACACAGCUGAACCUACAACUGCUACAGCUGCCCCAACAACUACAACAGAGAGUCCAACGACAACAGCUGCUCCUACUACAGCCACAGCUGCAACUACCAAAGAGGCUCCAACAACAUCCACAGCUUCUCCCACUACAACCACAGCUGAACCUAAAACUGCUGCAGCUUCUCCCACUACAACCAAAGCUUCUCCAACUGCAACCACAGCUGCCCAAACAACUACAACAGAAGCUCCAACAACAACAACGGCUACUCCCACUACAACCACAUCUGCACCAACAACUACCACAGAGUCUCCAACUACAACAACGGCUGCUCCCACUACAACCACAGCUGCACCUACAUCAGAGGCUCCAACAACACCAUCAGCUGCACCUACAACUACCACAGAGGCUCAAAGAACAACCACAGCUUCUCCCACUACAACCUCAGCUGCUCCCACUACAACCACAGCUGAACCUACAACUACCACUGCUUCUACCACUACCACAGCCGCCCCAACAACUACCAGAAAGGCUCCAACAACAACCACAGCUUCACCUACAACUACAACUGAGGCUCCAACAACAACCACAGCUGCAGCUACAACUACAACAGCUGUUCCCACUACAACCACAGUAUUUCCCACUCCUACCACAGCUGACCUUACAGCUACAACAAGGUCUCCAUUAACAAUCACAGCUGCACGUACAACUACAACUGCUGCUCCACCCAUAACCACAGCUGCCCCUACAACAACCACAGCUGCUCCAACUACAACCACUUCUGCUCCCACUACAACCACGGCUAGGCUCCAACAAUAG